Molecule: messenger RNA, 655 nt
Organism: Melanotaenia boesemani (Boeseman's rainbowfish)
Lineage: Eukaryota; Metazoa; Chordata; Actinopteri; Atheriniformes; Melanotaeniidae
Exons: 2
Coding region: 1-639 (212 amino acids)
Source: RefSeq, a predicted model, not a curated record
AUGGCUUGUCUAUGCAGACGUGAUCCAGAUAUGGAGGUUAUUUUAGAUUCGCAAUUUGAUUUUAGCCCUCAGGUUACAAAGGUUGUCCAAUCUUGUUUUUAUCAGAUUCGUAAUAUAGCCAAGAUCAAACAUUUUAUUUCCCAGUCUGACCUGGAAAAGGUGAUACACGCACUAGUUUCCACCCGGUUGGACUAUUGUAAUGCACUAUACGCAGGUUUAGGUCUGAAGUUGCUCAGUCGUCUCCAGCUGGUCCAAAACUCUGCAGCAAGACUUUUAACAGGCACUAAAAAACAUGAACACAUCACCCCUAUCUUAGCUUCCCUACACUGGUUACCGGUCAAUUUUAGAAUUGAUUUUAAAAUCUUAUUAAUUACUUUUAAAGCCCUCCAUGGUGUAGCCCCCACCUAUAUUUGUGACAUGCUCUCCCCCUAUGUCCCGGGUCGGUGCCUGCACUCCUCAGGUCAGAGCCUCCUGACUGUGCCCCCCUCCCGUCUCCUCACUAGAGGAGACCGAGCCUUCUCAGUCAGAGCUCCUAAACUUUGGAACUCUCUGCCUGAGGAGCUCAGGGCAGCCAACACUGUAAGCACUUUUAAAGCUAAAUUAAAAACUUACCUUUAUAGAAUGGCUUUCUUAUUGUGAAUUUGUUUUUAUUAAU